AUGGUUCAUCUCUAUUAUUGGCUGGCAGCAUCUCUCGCCGUGUCGGCCUCAAAUCUACGGUUCAUCAACAGAAGUCGCCCUCAACUCAUUCCGCCUCCAAGCGAUGAUCCGUUCUAUGCCGUGCCUGGAAAUAUAGACACAUUUUCUCCCGGCGACAUAAUAAAGCAUAGAGAACCGCCCUCGCGGAUAUCCCUUUAUGGAUGGACUCCCACCCAUGUGCAGAAAGCCUACCAGAUUCUAUAUCGGACAACAGAUAGUCAAAACAAUCCUACUGCGGCUGUCUUGACGGCUCUUAUACCUCCCGACGCUGACUACGAAAAGCUGGUAUCCUUACAAAUGGCUGAGGAUUCUGCUACGAUUGAUUGCAGCCCAUCCUAUACGAUGCUCGCUUCUGCACAAGAGAAUCCAUUGCUCGCUUCCAAUAUCACUCAGCUUCAGUUAUUAUUCGCAGAGGCAGCGCUGGCUCAGAAGUGGAUCGUCAUCGUUCCAGACCACGAGGGGCUUAAAGGAUCAUUUACGGCAAACAAAAUGACAGGCCACGCAAUUCUCGAUGGCAUUCGAGCUGCGUUGCAGUCAAAUUCCAUGACGGGAAUUGAACCAAGCCCAAAGAUAGGGCUUUGGGGUUACUCUGGAGGAGGAGCCGCCACUCAAGUAGCCGUAAUGAUGCAAGAAGGUUAUGCUCCCGAAUUGGAGAUUGCCGGCGCCGCCAUGGGAGGACUCUCGAGCUUGGGAAAUGCGAGUGACAUCUUUAGCAUCAACAAGGGGCCGAGUGCGGCACUCAUACCACCGGCGUUGCUGGGAUUGGCCAGUCAGCAUCUGGAACUGCGGAAAUACAUUGACCAGUCUCUGAAACCUGAGUUUCGGGAGUAUUUCUACAGCCCGCUGCAUCAGUGUCUGCAGGCGAGCACAUCGAUGUUUGCGUACCAAGAUAUUCUGGGCAUGUUUCGCAAUGAGUCGAUACCGGGAUUGAUGGCAGAGCUUGAAAAAGCAUGGGAGGAAGAGACUCAACAGGAGAUAACCAAGAUUAAAGCUCCGUUAUACGUGUAUCAGAGUGUCGUUGAUCACCUCUCCAACAUUGAAGUCAUAGACGCUUUGGUGCGAUACUACUGCGACCAUGGUGUCAACGUACAUUACGAGAGAGCCAGCUCGCCAAAUUUGGACCACGUCAAGUAUGGGAUUGUUGGGAUUUCGGGAGUGGUGUCGUGGUUGCGGGAUCAGCUUGAUGGGAAGGAUGCUUACCUUGGUUGCUUGAAUCAUACGGAUACGACUUCAACGUUGGAUCCGAAUAUUGCUGCUUUGUAUCCUAGGAAUAUUUCUGAUGCCUUAUAUGGAAUUGUCAGCGUUUAG
Molecule: messenger RNA, 1347 nt
Organism: Trichoderma aggressivum f. europaeum
Lineage: Eukaryota; Fungi; Ascomycota; Sordariomycetes; Hypocreales; Hypocreaceae
Exons: 1
Coding region: 1-1347 (448 amino acids)
Biological process (GO): lipid catabolic process
Molecular function (GO): triacylglycerol lipase activity
Source: RefSeq, a predicted model, not a curated record